AUGGAGCUCUCUCUAGACGAGAAGAAACGCGUCGCGUACAUCGAACAAAGAUUAACUUCUUUGAAAAUUCAAUUAGGGAAGUUAGAACAAUAUUUGGAGGGUCUAAGUCCUGAUCCUGCAAAUGCUAAGAUGCGUUUGGACAGUUUAUCAUCACUUUACGAGGCUUGUCUCAAAUACAACGAGGAGUUAAUUUCACUCCAACCAGGAAAUCCUCAAGUAAAUAUCUUUUUGGAGGUCGAGUCUCGGUAUUUCGAAGCUGCCGGUUCCGUUACAAAAUUACAACGAGUCGAGCAUUUUUUGAGUUCCACUCUAAACAGUAGCAACAUUACGAUAACAGAACGACAGGAAUUGCCUAAGCUCCCAAAAAUUAAAAUCCCCACUUUUGACGGUAAGCGGGAAAAUUGGGCAUCUUAUAAGAAUAAAUUCAUUGCUCUUGUCCAUUCUCGUACAGAUGUCAGCGACGCAGUGAAGUGCAGUCAACUUUUUGACUCUCUCACUGAUUCCGCGCUUAAGAAAGUAAGCCAAUUUGAUCCCAGCGAUAAAGAUUAUCCGAAGGCUUGGAAGACACUUUUGGAGUUUUACGAUCACAAGCGCAUUGUGGCAGUAGAACAUUUGAACGCUCUUCUAGAUCUUCCUCGGUGUACCAAAGCUUCGGCUGACGAAUUGUCAUCGCUCUUAGAUGAAGCUCGUCAGCACCUGCAUAUUUUAGAAGGACUUGAUGCUCCACCUGGCGAGAAUUUACUUGUUCGUAUCAUCGAACGUUGUCUUCCUCCAACAACCAGGAGCAAAUGGCAGGAUAAACUCAAUAUGGAUGAAUUACCAAAGUUGGACGAUUUAUUCGGGUUCAUCCAAACGACCAUUUUCAAACUGCAGGCUCUGGAUACCUCAGUUACCCCUAAUCGCGUCAACAAUCCGAAAAAGAGACCUGGAGAAACUCCUACUCAAUCGUCGAAUAAAUUCGCGAAGAAGGCUUCUCAUGCAUUUGUUACGUCGUCCAAGUCUGAGGCAAUCUCCUCUCAAUCGACAUAUCUGACUUGUCCGAAGUGCAAUAAAGCUCAUCAACUUUUCAAGUGUCCGGCGUUCAGUGAACUCGGUGUUCAAGAUCGUUGGGACUUUGUGAAGAGUAUUAAAGCCUGCAGAAAUUGUCUUUGGGUCCAUCCAUUCCCUUGCAAGAACGACAAGCUCUGCAAGAAGUGCCAUCGUAAUCAUCAUACGCUGUUGCACAAUGACAAGGGCUCUCAACAAUUAAAGCCCCAGGAUACAAACCCCUCUCCAUCCAUCAGCGGUCAAAAAUGA
This is a messenger RNA of Diachasma alloeum, 1296 nucleotides long. RefSeq lists its product as uncharacterized. The coding region runs from base 1 to 1296 and encodes 431 amino acids. Lineage: Eukaryota; Metazoa; Arthropoda; Insecta; Hymenoptera; Braconidae. The transcript has a single exon. The record is from RefSeq and is a predicted model, not a curated record.